UGCAUGAAGGUAUAUUUAUAUAUAUUUAUAUUUUUUUUAAUUAUGGUUGUAGUUAAAAUAUCUUGUUAAAGGUAUGAAAUAGCAAAAUCUUGAGAAUUUACAAAAUUGUCGAUGUCUAAUGUCACCAAAUUCUAAGCUGCCAUGAACUCUGUAAACGCAAGUUUUUCACAGAAUAUCUCCAUUGUUCAUCCUGAAUACUUUUUCAUCAUUGGACUUACAGGUAUGCCUUAUAGUGGUUAUUACUAUAUAUUCUUAUUUGUAAUAUAUUUUAUAACUGUAAUUGGCAACUCUAUAGUCCUUCUGAUUUUAGCUCUUCAUCGGAGCCUGCACAGUCCAAAGUACAUUAGUGUGUUUAACUUGGCCUUGGCUGAUAUUGGUGAAACUAAUGCACUGAUUCCUAACAUGAUGAAGACUUUUCUACUCGACACACAGAACAUCUCCUUCAAUGCUUGUUUGGCAAACAUGUUUUUUGUUCACUUCUUUAGUACUAUGCAGAGUCAUACUCUUGUAGUCCUGGCAUAUGAUCGCUUCAUUGCAAUUUGCUUGCCAUUAAGAUAUCAUGCAAUUGUUAGCAAUACCAGUAUGGUUUUGGUUUUCUCAGCAAUUUGGGCAUUUAAUUCUUCUGUGGUGGCCUUGAUGGCGUCUUCGAUCACCCGGCUUUCUUUCUGUCAAUCUAAUGUGAUUCAGAGUUACUUUUGUGAUCAUGGACCAAUGUAUAGGUUGGCAUGUAAUGACUAUAGCAUUAAUAGAAUUAUGGCAUUUCUCAUCACAGUUUUAUACCUUGUAGUACCAUUAAUUAUUAUAGUCCUGUCAUAUCUGGGCAUUUUUCUUGCUUUAAGCAAAAUUACAACUUGGCAAGGACGUUUAAAAGCUCUGAAGACCUGUGUCUCUCAUUUGUUGUUAGUAGGGGUUUAUUUCCUCCCCAUGUGCUCCUCAUACAUUGCAGCAUGGUUGGUUUCUCUUACACCCAAUGCAAGGAUCAUCAGUACGUCUCUGGCAUAUGUUGUUCCACCGAUGUUAAAUCCCAUAAUUUAUGUAUUAAAUACAUCUGAAAUCAAAGACAUAAUCUUGAAAGUGGUUAAAAACAGAUCGGAACCAAUUAGAGAGAACAUUUCAAAAUGACCGAAAUGCCUGUUUAUUUAUUUAAAAUGUCUGUUUGUUUUUGAUUGUUUUUAAAAAUGGAAAAAAGAAAAAUCUUUAAGAAUAACUGCAUGCUGAAACCUCACAGAACAAUAUAUUUCCAGAAAUGCAUACUUUGAAAAA
Pimephales promelas (fathead minnow) is the source of this 1263-nucleotide messenger RNA. Its product is annotated as olfactory receptor 52E4-like. The record is from RefSeq and is a predicted model, not a curated record. Gene Ontology annotation, biological process: G protein-coupled receptor signaling pathway. Gene Ontology annotation, cellular component: plasma membrane. Gene Ontology annotation, molecular function: G protein-coupled receptor activity; olfactory receptor activity. NCBI's taxonomy places the organism in Eukaryota, Metazoa, Chordata, Actinopteri, Cypriniformes, Leuciscidae.